UAAAUUAUCAGGAAAAUUUAAUUUGAACUAAUGAACUAAUCCUUUAAUCACUGCCAAAUUUGUAAGGCUGCAAAUAUAUUCUAUUCUGUUAAGAACAACAUUUUGCAUACUUCUCCUUAAAAGUGAAAUGAUUUCUGUAAAUCUAGUUGUCAAAUGCUGUUUGACCUCUGAACAUAUAAGCAAUAGACUGUUUUAGAAAAAUAAUUUAAAGAGAAAAAAGAAUAAUUAGGGAGAAUCAAUAAUGAAUAAUUUACUGCUUCAUUUUUGAAAUCUGAAUAUACAUGAUUCAGACUGCAGUCAGUUUCUGCUCAACACUGGGUACAAUAUUGUCUCCCUUUACUUGAUUUAUUCUAUUAUUAUUAUUAGGUCAUUCAGUAAAUUAGUCAAUAAAGAAACAUGUUGAUGUACUGUAUUUUGUUAUUACUAGAAUAUAUAUAAUCCCAGGAUAAAAAUCCAUAUUUUCUGCUCAUCCAUUUGAUAUGAAUCAGAUUUCAGUUUUGUUUUAAUACAGUGGCAGAACAUUCAAGAGUCCAGAGACGACGACAGACUGAGACGAGCCAACAAAGAUCAAAUGCAUUGCUUCUCUGUCAUGAAAUCAUGUACAUGUUUGGAGCAGUUGGUCUUGUUUUGUUGAACUCUGUUACACUGACAGCAGAACUGAUCCUGAAAGCACGAAACGGUGAGCGUGUUUUGAAGGAUCUGAGAGUCAUUGUCUUCCCCUCCGAAUGUGUUUUUGCCUUGUAUUGGCUGGGUUUACAAAUGCAUGCUUAUUGGAAGAUUGUUACAACUAAAUCUACAACCAAUCAAAGGAACAAACAUCAAAGACACAGGCGCCAACUCAGGAAAACAGCAGAGACUCAUGAAAUGGAGAAUCUGUCUGCGCCUGCUGUUUCUCAGACACAGUAAUGACACACAGACUCUUCGAUACAGCUCUUAUGUAAAUGUGUUCUAAAAAUGUGAAUUCAUUCAUCUUUGAGUAUUUAUUAGUUAAAUAUGAGGGAGCUGAACAUGUUUUACAAAUGUAUGUGUCUGUUGCAUCAGUGAGUGAUCAGGCAUCAUGUUUUAUGAUCAGACUGUUUUUACAUUCGAUCACUCAAGAUUCCUUUUUUGCCAACUGAAAAUGAAUCUGCUUAUGUUCAUGUUCGUGUUUUUAUUCUGGUAAUGUCUCAGGGUAUGAAGUCAACAUAUUAUUUUCUGUUUCGCUAAUAGCAGUGAAGCUGCAGAAUUGGCUGUGCCAAAUUUACAUCUACAGUAUGCAAAUAUGUUUAAUGUUAAAAGAAAAGUUUGUAAAGUGUCUGAAUUGUUAGUUCAUGUGUGUGAGUGCAUUUCAGUAAUAAUAUUUGUUGAGAGAAUGCUAUAAAUGACUUUAAGAUCAUCAGAUAUGAAAAAAAUCUUUCUGCGUGACAAGUGUUCAGUUCUUCUUAGUUCUUCUGGUCAAUUUCAUAAGAACCACCAGUUUUUCAUUAGACUAUUACUAUUAUUUUGCUGGUUGCUGAUCAUUUAUAAGAUUGUCUUUUAGUUUCAUCACAUUGAUCUGUUUCCAUCUAAUAAUAAUAUACAGUCAUGACAUAAUGUUUAGUUAUGAGCACCAAUGGAAAAACACUUGAUGAACCACCAUCACCCCUUCUCUCCACAGUGAAACCGGUUCAAAUAAAAGUUGUUUUUUAAAGUCUG
Molecule: messenger RNA, 1674 nt
Organism: Megalobrama amblycephala (Wuchang bream)
Lineage: Eukaryota; Metazoa; Chordata; Actinopteri; Cypriniformes; Xenocyprididae
Exons: 6
Coding region: 598-906 (102 amino acids)
Source: RefSeq, a predicted model, not a curated record